This is a messenger RNA of Strongylus vulgaris, 270 nucleotides long. The record is from the annotation of a GenBank genome assembly. Lineage: Eukaryota; Metazoa; Nematoda; Chromadorea; Rhabditida; Strongylidae.
AUGGCAGUACCUUCCGGAUCUGGAGCUAUAGUGCCUACACCACUCGUAGCUACGGGAGCACUUCUCCAUCCUGUUUACGCCUAUCCCGCACCAUUCAAAUAUCCUAACCAUCGCACAAAUCUGCAAAGUACCGUACAUGACUAUGAGAAAGAAACGGAUCACGUAACGGAGACGACGUAUACUUAUCCGGCAAUUUUGAAAGCUCGACUGCAUCGGCUUCUACAAGCUAGGAAGGCUGCUAGGAUGCGUAGAAUCUUCGAGAAGAAAUGA